Messenger RNA from Nannizzia gypsea CBS 118893, 261 nucleotides. RefSeq lists its product as hypothetical. The coding region runs from base 1 to 261 and encodes 86 amino acids. The transcript is spliced from 2 exons. Lineage: Eukaryota; Fungi; Ascomycota; Eurotiomycetes; Onygenales; Arthrodermataceae. The record is from RefSeq and is a predicted model, not a curated record.
AUGGCUCAAUGCACAAAUAGAGCAAGAAAGAGCAAUACGAGGUAUGAGAUUAUACCCCUCAUCGAAAGCAGCGGUGCGGCGAGGUCUUUGACGAACGACGAGAAAAAGAUCCGGAGACUUCGAGGUUCAUGGUUCAAUAGAUCGACGGAUUGGCAUGCCACCAUAGCUAGCGCAGCAGCGACUACCAUCGACUACCAUCGAAUCCCAAAGGGCCAAAGCCCUUCACUCGAAGAAAUCUCCUUGUGGUAUAUGAAAAAUUGA